CUCUGGCAGCCAAUCAGCAGCAGGCUGUAUGUAUAUAUAGAUGCAGCAGGAUACAGGAGGGAUGGAAAGGCUAGGGCUCUGGGACACUCCACAGGUUAUUGCAGAGAAGCACUGACCAGCAGCUAUAGAGAUGGAACUAAGCAGCUUCUACAGCCAGGAGCUGGCACCACAGGAGGUCCCAAACAUGGAGCUUGGCUCAGAUUUCAGACAUGAAGAUCCAGGUUUCCUCCGAGAUAUUGGGCUGAGCACGGUACCUGUGACUGCAGGGAAGGGACUGUACCCAAAUACUGCUCAGUGCCCAGCCAGCAACCCCCUGUCAUGCGAUGACUUCACAGAGCAGUCCCUGUAUUACUGGGGGCACUACAGCCCAGAAACAGCGCAAGGUCACCUGGAGGGAUAUCUGCCGUCGUUCCAGUCUUUAUUACCUGCCCUGGCUGAGGAAAUACAGAACCGUUCCUCCCACCAGGAGAUGCCAGAGCCGAUCCCCUAUGACGAGGAAUCCUUGUACCAAACCCACCAGGACCCUUUACCCUUCACCCCAACGUCUGACACAUUCUCCCAGAACUCAUGCACCGGUUCGGUGGGAGAUCAGAGUUUCGCCUGGGCAUCCCAUGAUUGGGCCAGCUGGGACGAUUCUGCCUGGAUGAGUGGUACCCAGUCUUCCGAGACCUGUCCGCAACUAAACCUUAGCAGUCAGCGCCCAGUGGUACACAGAGACCCCUACACAACAGGAGUCGCCUACAACGACACAAGCUUCCAUCAGACGUCCAGCCUUGCAGGGCGCCAAUGUGGAGCCGAAAAAGAUGGCGCCUACUCAACUUACAGUCAGAAGGCAGCAGGGGUCAAGAACAGCAAGCCUCCCACACCAGGCGGGUCUGGCCCAAUACAGCUCUGGCAGUUCCUUCUGGAAUUACUCCAAGAUUCCACCUGUCAAAAGCUAAUUAAUUGGACUGGAAAUGGAUGGGAAUUUAAGCUUUCGGAUCCUAAUGAGGUGGCACGGAUAUGGGGAAGGCGAAAGAACAAGCCCAGGAUGAACUACGAGAAGCUUAGCCGAGGGCUGAGAUAUUACUACCACAAGAACAUUAUCCAUAAAACCGGUGGCCAGCGGUACGUGUACAAAUUUGUGUGCGACAUCCAAGAUCUUCUCAACCGACCGGCACAAGGACUUCAACAGGAACCCAAAAGCCAAAGACCCAAGAAGGUGUAGAUGGACAACCAUGAUCUCACAAUAAACACUCAGAACUGUAGUGGCCUUCAGGACGGGACUGAUUCUGGGGACCCACUGUAUGAAACGGGGUAAAGCCCUAGACCACUGCCAAGCACUAGAAGACAGGUCUUAGCAAAGCACUGAAAAACACUGUAGAUACUGGUCACAGGGGGACGGGGUGGUGGCUUCUCAUGGAUUCAGAAACCAAGUAUGGAGAGCUGGUUGGUGCAAGAGACCUUCUCAGGCCUCUCCUAGCCAACUUCUUCCUGCCUUACUGUGAAUUUACUCAAGCUCUUGUUCAGGUACAUUCCCUUUUAUA
This is a messenger RNA of Pseudophryne corroboree (corroboree frog), 1526 nucleotides long. RefSeq names its product protein c-ets-1-B-like. The transcript has 7 exons. Gene Ontology annotation, molecular function: DNA-binding transcription factor activity, RNA polymerase II-specific; sequence-specific DNA binding. NCBI's taxonomy places the organism in Eukaryota, Metazoa, Chordata, Amphibia, Anura, Myobatrachidae. The record is from RefSeq and is a predicted model, not a curated record. Gene Ontology annotation, biological process: regulation of transcription by RNA polymerase II; cell differentiation. Gene Ontology annotation, cellular component: nucleus. Bases 131 to 1207 code for a protein of 358 amino acids.